AUGAAGACCGUUCGGGACGUUGGAUUUGGACCUGCUGCGGAGAUAGGUGGAAGCCGAUCCCCAUCAAACAACAUGCGAACUGGCAUUCGCUCCUGGGUGAGCCAAACCACAGAUGUUCGCGGAUUAAAGUCAAUCGAGAAGACGCGAAAACUCGGUCGAUGGGUACCUCAUGUUAAAACGCAGUAUGACAUGGACCGCUGCCCUGACAUGGCACUUCCUCUCAAGUCUCUCACCCACACGUGGCUUGAGCACCUAGGCACCGGGGUUGAGAAGCGGAUACCCUAUUCAAACAUACACCGGCGUGCUCAAUGGGUUGACAAAGGUGCGGAUGCAGAAGACGUGCCUAAACUCAAGUACACGGCGAAAACGUUAUGCUCUGCAUAUGGUAGAGCGUACCUGGCGUUGAAUACUGGAAGCUGCCUGCUUAGGGAUGCACGGUAA
Molecule: messenger RNA, 441 nt
Organism: Necator americanus (New World hookworm)
Lineage: Eukaryota; Metazoa; Nematoda; Chromadorea; Rhabditida; Ancylostomatidae
Exons: 1
Coding region: 1-441 (146 amino acids)
Source: RefSeq, a predicted model, not a curated record